AUGACCACCAUCUCGCCCUCGGCAGCAGCGCCCCCCUCGCUUCGUCCCUCGACAUCGAUGAGCGGGUACAGCCACACGGACACGUUCCGGUCUGCACGUCAAUCCAUCGAUGCCCGCUCCUGGACCGACGAUGACGCGACGAGCGCGAUAUCAGACGCCACCGUUCCCACGCCACGCCCCGCGCCCCCGCUCGGUCACGGCCAGGAAGACGAGGUCUCGUCUGCCUCUCGGCGCCGGGAUGGCGCUCCACGUCCACCCAACCGCACUCAGGACGUCGAAAUGUCGCACCUCGGCGGCGACACCACUCUCGGCGCUUCACCCGUCAUGAGCGAACGGGAUGCGAAAGAUCCUUCUCCCUCUCCCUCGUCCAAGGAACACGGAGACGAACACCAUCCUCCGGCCUCGAGCGCCUCGGCCGAUCCCGACCUCUCCCGCACCCCGCCCCCGCUCCAAGAGGAGCUGGUACCUGCUCCAGCACCGCCACCGCCGCAACGGGAGCCGCUGCGCUUCCGCAUCGCGCGGCACGCCGGCAUCCUCUCGCUGCUCGCGUUUGCGUCCAUCUGGGGCACGCUGGCGCGCGAGGGCCUCGUGGCGCUCAACACCUACGACGGCCAGAGCAUCGCACCCCUCAUCUGGGCCCAGUCGGUCGGUUGUCUGGUCAUGGGCUGGUCCAUCGGCAACCGCAAGGCGCUUGAAGCAUGGUCGCCCUCGAUCUACCUCAUGGUCACCACGGGCUUCUGCGGCAGCGUGACGACGUUUUCCUCGUGGAUCCUCGAGGUGUUCCGCGCGUUUGGCGACCAGCGCCACUUUGCACGGGGAGGGCUGCACAACGUCAUGGACGCCCUCACCCAGACGGGCGCCACCCUCGGCAUGUCGCUCAUCUCGCUCUACGCGGGCAAGCGCCUGGCCAACCUGCUCGACGUGUCGCUCCUGGCGAGGUGGCACGCCGCCCGCCGGGGUCGCAGCGCGGCGCUCAGUGGCGAUACGGGCGGCCGCAGCAGUAGCAGCGGGAUCAAGGCCCACGUCACCGACGACGAGGACCACCACCUGGACGCCAAGGGCGAGGAGGCGAAUCGGGAGCUGCGUCUCAACCUCUUCUUCAUCGUCUUCGGACUGGCAUUCUGGAUCGGCGCAGCGCUCCUGUGCGCGCUCAAGGCAUCGUUUGGCAGCGUGACCUUCUCCCUGGUCCUAGCGCCACCGGGCACCUUUCUACGUUGGUACCUCUCGCGUCUCAACCUCGCCUCGAUCUCGACGCGGCGCUCGUUCCCGCUCGGCACGUUUGGCGCCAACAUCCUCGCGACGCUCGUCAUCUCGUCGUCGUUUACCUCUCAACGUUUCGGUCGCGCCGCCGCCGCCGCCGCCGCCGCCGCGGGAGGGGGAGGGUGGGGGAGGGAGGCGUGUUGGGCACUAUACGGACUCGAACACGGUUUCUGCGGGUGUCUGAGCACGGUAUCGACUUUGGUCGUCGAACUCGACUCCAUCUCCUCUUCCUCCCCUUCCUCAUCGGGGGGAGGAGGGAGGGGAAGAGGGAUGUGGAAAGCAAUACGCUACCUCUUCAUCAGCUGGGCCGUCGGACUCGUUUCCACCAUCCUCGUCGUCGGUGCACCCUGGUGGUCGGUCGGUCUAGAUGGGAGGUGUAUCGGCGUGACCCUCUGA
This is a messenger RNA of Pseudozyma flocculosa PF-1, 1656 nucleotides long. RefSeq lists its product as uncharacterized. Bases 1 to 1656 code for a protein of 551 amino acids. Gene Ontology annotation, molecular function: fluoride transmembrane transporter activity. The record is from RefSeq and is a predicted model, not a curated record. The transcript has 2 exons. Lineage: Eukaryota; Fungi; Basidiomycota; Ustilaginomycetes; Ustilaginales; Ustilaginaceae. Gene Ontology annotation, biological process: fluoride transmembrane transport. Gene Ontology annotation, cellular component: membrane.